Messenger RNA from Gordionus sp. m RMFG-2023, 2210 nucleotides. RefSeq names its product serine palmitoyltransferase 1-like. Bases 31 to 2022 code for a protein of 663 amino acids. Gene Ontology annotation, molecular function: serine C-palmitoyltransferase activity; pyridoxal phosphate binding. Gene Ontology annotation, cellular component: endoplasmic reticulum. The record is from RefSeq and is a predicted model, not a curated record. The transcript has 8 exons. Lineage: Eukaryota; Metazoa; Nematomorpha; Gordioida; Chordodea; Parachordodidae. Gene Ontology annotation, biological process: sphingosine biosynthetic process; ceramide biosynthetic process.
AUUCAUUAUUUUUGAUAAAUUUAGAUAUUGAUGGAAGAUUUAACCAAUGUAGCCUUUUUCUCACCAAAUUUUUAUGGGAUAUAUCGAGACAUUGUGAAUGCUCCCAUAUACCAUUUAAUGUUUGAAGCUUUUUUGGCCCUAUGGAUUAUCAAGUUAUUGUUUAUCAGGAGUUACCGUUUACGUUCUAAACAUGAUGGAUUAGGAGCAGGAAGUUUGACUGAAAAAGAAAAGGAGGAAUUGAUCAGAGAAUGGAUUCCUGAACCCUUAGUUCCAUUGCAAAAGCUUGAGAAAUCUUCAGUUUUAGUUCCUGAAGAUAAAGUUUUAGAGGAAAGAGAAACCAAUCUGAUCCAAGGCUUUAAAGGCGAAUAUAUUUAUAUAGUCAAUACCACCGACAAGGCAGAUUCGUUAUCAACCAUUUCGCGAUUUCUUGAUUUCGCCUCAUACAACUUCCUUAACUUGACCGAUUCGGAAAUAUAUUACGAUAGCAUAAGCCAAGCAAAUACAUUCAAUAACGAUGAAAAAACACCGACUGCAAGGAUUAGAAAUAGGUUAGACGAAGAUAUCAAUUAUAAAAAGGAAGAAGCAUCCAAAGAUUAUUUGAUAAAAAAUGAUUUAAAUGCUAUUGCGAUCUCCUCUUUACGUCGCUAUGGAACUGGAUCUUGUGGUCCUAGAGGUUUUUAUGGCACGAUAGACAUCCAUCUCGCCCUUGAGAAUACUUUAGCAUCGUUCAUUCAUUCAUCAAUACUUUGUUCGCCCACUUCCAACAUUGUUCCUUCUUGUGAUUUAUCUUUAAAUUCUUCAUCUUCAACUAAACCAUCCACCUUAUGUAGUUCUACUCUUCAAUCCUCUUCAGAUUUUUCUAAUUCUCAUUCCUCUCUUACAUCCUCAAUGAACCCUUCCCAUCCUAAUCCUUCCACUUCUCAAAUGGAGGCCUGUAUAUACUCGCUGGGCCUGGCUACUGCAGCGAGUGUUAUCCCUGCUUUCGCGAAACGGGGGGACGUAGUUUUUGCUGACGAAGCGGUAUGUUUCGGUAUUCAAAGGGGCUUACAAGCCUCCCGUAGUGUGAUUAAGUUUUUCCGUCACAAUGACGUAUCUCAUCUGCGCGAGCUGUUGGAGAUUCAAGAUCAAGCUGAGACCAAAGAUCCAGCUAAAGCUAAAGUUACCAAAAAGUUUAUUAUAGUCGAAGGAAUAUAUCAAUACACUGGUGAGAUGUGCCCUCUUCCCCAAAUCGUGGAGUUUAGAAAGAGAUACAAAGCUAGAGUAUUUAUUGAAGAAAGUAUUUCUUACGGUAUUCUAGGAACGACUGGGAAAGGAGUGACAGAAUAUUAUGGUAUCGAUUUGAACGAGGUUGAUCUGGUUAUAGGUAGCUUGGAAAAUAGUUUAGGCUCUAUAGGAGGUUUUUGCGUAGGCAAAAAAUACAUCAUAGAAAAUAAUUAUCUGUCUGGUCUAGGCUAUUGUUUUUCGGCUUCUUUACCUCCCAUUCAAGCUUCGGCCGCUAGAGCCGCUCUAAAUCUCAUCAAGGAUAACCCUCAAAUAAUAAAAAAUUUGAAGAAAAAUUCUAAUCUCUUUCGACGUUUAAUGAUUACCAGGAUCGAAGAUUAUUCUCAACUUGCUAGUCAACACUCUUUACGAUUCGAAUUAUCCGGGCACCAGGAUUCACCACUAGCUUAUCUAAGAGUUCGAUUUGUCAAAACUGAUAUCAAAAAUGUUAGUGAUACUUUAAUUUAUAGCGCCGAUAAAUGUGAAAUUUUGGAGAAAAAAUUUGCUCAUGUAGCUAAAGAAUUAAAGAUUAAACAUGGUAUAAUGGUGUGCGUGCCAAAAUAUCUGAAAAAGGAAGAAAUGAGUAUGAUUAAUCACCCUUUAGUGAGCUCAAAGGAUGGCACUGGUAAUUUACGAAAAUCGCCUCAGUUCAAUAUCAUUGGCCCCGCUCUAAAAAUAUGCAUAAAACGUAUGUUGACCAAAGAACAGAUAACCCUUACAAUAAAUCAUUUAUGGGAAGAAAUUGAAUAUGUGUUUUUUUGAUUAUUUAUAUUAUAAUAAUGAUUCAUUAUUAUACUUUUCAAUAAAUGUAUUUUAUAUUGCAUUUUCUAUGCCAUUUAUAAUUAUUUUGAUUCUGAUACGCCUUACGAAAAAUUAUACACUUGAUAAAUAUUUAUAUCUAUUUAUUUUAUAUUAUUUUGUUAUGUAUUUUUUCAAAAUAAUUAAUUAUU